Molecule: messenger RNA, 948 nt
Organism: Diorhabda carinulata
Lineage: Eukaryota; Metazoa; Arthropoda; Insecta; Coleoptera; Chrysomelidae
Gene: RpII33
Product: DNA-directed RNA polymerase II subunit RPB3
Exons: 4
Coding region: 88-918 (276 amino acids)
Biological process (GO): DNA-templated transcription
Cellular component (GO): RNA polymerase II, core complex
Molecular function (GO): DNA-directed RNA polymerase activity; protein dimerization activity; DNA binding
Source: RefSeq, a predicted model, not a curated record
UAUCCGUAUUGAUUGUAAUUUUCAUUUAUAAAAUAUUUAUGAAUAGGAUUGUUUUGAGGAUAAACUUGUAUCAAAAGCAUUUUUAAAAUGCCAUACGCUAACCAACCUUCUGUUCACAUAACAGAUUUAACCGACGAUAAUUGCAAGUUUUAUAUUGAAGACACAGAUUUAAGUGUUGCGAAUAGCAUUCGCCGCGUCCUUAUCGCUGAAACACCUACAUUAGCCAUAGAUUGGGUAAAAUUGGAAGCUAAUUCAACAGUAUUAAGUGACGAAUUUUUAGCACAUAGAAUCGGUCUAAUUCCUUUGGUUUCCGAUGAAGUUGUACAAAGAUUGCAGUACCCGAGGGAUUGUGUAUGUCUCGACUUCUGUCAAGAAUGCAGUGUCGAAUUUACCCUUGAUGUUAAAUGUACUGAUGAUCAAACCAGACACGUAACUACAGCUGAUUUUAAAUCGAGUGAUCCGCGGGUAAUACCGGCAACUUCAAAACAUAGAGAUGACGAAUCUUCAGAAUAUGGAGAAACUGAUGAAAUUUUAAUUAUUAAGUUAAGAAAAGGGCAAGAACUGAAAGUUAGAGCUUACGCUAAGAAGGGCUUCGGUAAAGAACAUGCUAAAUGGAACCCAACUUGUGGUGUAGCUUUUGAAUAUGACCCCGAUAACUCAAUGAGACAUACUUUAUUUCCAAAACCUGACGAAUGGCCCAAAAGUGAAUAUAGUGAAUUGGAAGAAGAUCAAUAUGAAGCUCCUUUUAACUGGGAAUUGAAACCAAAUAAAUUUUUUUUCAAUGUCGAAGCAGCAGGUUUAUUGAGGCCUGAAAAUAAUGUUAUUAUGGGAGUUGCUAUGCUCAAAGAGAAACUUUCCAAUCUGCAAACUCAAUUAAGUCAUGAAUUGACCAAUGAUGCUUUAGCAAUUCCAAUUUAAUUCGUUUUAAUAGAAUCAUACAUAAAAAAA